Molecule: messenger RNA, 1481 nt
Organism: Lolium perenne
Lineage: Eukaryota; Viridiplantae; Streptophyta; Magnoliopsida; Poales; Poaceae
Source: RefSeq, a predicted model, not a curated record
CCUCACCUUCUAGGUCCCAAACCGCUGAAGCCCAAAAGAUCAGCUCAGUUUCUGGACAGCUUCCUCCCACCGUGAAGCCCAUUUUCUUCACGUAGCCAGAAACAGGUCCGAGGCAGUUUCCCGAGCUUCUCUCGUUGAAUCGGUACAAACGCAGGCCGUUCCUCUCUCGCACAGUCGUCCCUCCUCUCCCGCACCGCUCGUGAGCUAGGGUUCCCAAGCCGUUGCCGCUCCAGGGCCGGUGACCCGCCGCCAUUCAGCUCCGGAAGGGAAGGAGCGCGGCCGCACCUCCUCCCCCACGCGCCCCUCCUGUGCUCGCCUUGCGUCGCCGCCUCCUGCUGACGCAUCAAGGACGGCGCCCGCCCCUGCAUCCACUGCCGACGAGCUCUCCGCUCCGGCCCGGCGGCGGACCGUCGACCUCUUCCUCCCUCCGCAUCGACCUUCCCCACCGACGCCAAAGGACGGUGCCCUCCUCCUGCGUACGCAUCAAGGACGGCCCGGCCCCUGCAUCCUCCCCAACGAUUUCGAUCUCGAUUCGAUCCAUGUCGUCGUCACAGCCACCGAUGGACAAGCCAAAACAUGUGAAAGCAACUUGGGAUGAUGUUGCUCACCGUGUUUUUCUUGAUGUGUGCAUCGAGGAAGUGAAUGCAAAUAAUCGCCCUGUGCAAGUUUUGAAUGCAAUUGGUUACAAAAAUUUGGUUGAAAAUUUUAACAAGCGCACAAAGAGGAACUAUGAUCGGAAGCAAAUGAAAAAUAGAUGGGAAACUCUCAAAAAAGAUUACACGGUUUGGAAGGGAUUGAUCCAACAUGCGUCCGGUCUUGGAAGAGAUCCAAUCACUCACACCAUUGAUGCUAGUGAUGAUUGGUGGACACAUGAGAUACAGAUGUGUCCGGAGGUAGCCAAGUUUCGGAUAGCCCCACUGCAAGACGAGGAGGACAUGAGGAUAAUUUUUGACAAAAAUGUUGUGACCAAUGUGACAGCUAGAGUGCCUCCAUCAUCUGAAGAUCGAGCUUCUCAGUCGAGGAUCAACAUUGAUGAAGUUGAAGGCUCGGGGUGUGAAGGUGAAGAUGAGACUCUUGUUACACCUUCGCGUGCACGUGGUACAAAGAAUAAGAUAUGCCCUUACUCACCUAGCCCCGCAGCAACACCAAGAUUGAGAACUGGCAGUGGCAGUGUUUCGAGGUUGGAUCGUGUCAUUGAUUUAAUAGAAAAGAAAGCGAAGGCGAAGGAGGAGGAGAAAAGUAGGAAUUCUGUGACGUCUCCUGGUCCUGCUAUUGAUCCUGUGAGGGAGGAGAUUAGGGGAAUGCUAGCAUUAAUAGUUCAAGAUGGAGCAAAACCUGGGAGUGAUGACUACUUCUAUGCCACACAAAUUUUCCUCACAAAGGAAUACCGUGAUGUAUUCACUUGUUUAGAAGAGGAGGUGGAGCCUACUGUUAGGCUUGAUUCGAUCAGGAGGACCUGGGCACAAAAGAACAAGGCGUAG